This is a messenger RNA of Nematocida major, 237 nucleotides long. RefSeq lists its product as uncharacterized. The record is from RefSeq and is a predicted model, not a curated record. The transcript has a single exon. Bases 1 to 237 code for a protein of 78 amino acids. NCBI's taxonomy places the organism in Eukaryota, Fungi, Microsporidia.
AUGGGUGUGUACAAGUUUCUUCUUGAAAGCAUGCACAAAGAAGUGUGCCUGGUUGUGGCACAAAAAGGAGCCACCGAGAAAGUCACAGGAGAGCUGCUAAGCAUCGACGAGCAUCUGAACGUGAUCCUGUGCACGGAGGCCGAGACCCGCCUAUACUACUCCAAGCACAUCAUAGAAUACAUCCUCCCGCAAAAAAACAAAUGCAAGCAAGAAGGAGCAAGGCCCCCAACUGCGUGA